Molecule: messenger RNA, 1376 nt
Organism: Arabidopsis lyrata subsp. lyrata
Lineage: Eukaryota; Viridiplantae; Streptophyta; Magnoliopsida; Brassicales; Brassicaceae
Exons: 5
Coding region: 549-1376 (275 amino acids)
Source: RefSeq, a predicted model, not a curated record
UUUAAACAAGAAAGUGAUUAGGUUUUUUGCUUUAGGAUUUUCGUUGGAAUUUAAUUAUACGUGUAUUGAUUGGCUAAUACAUUUAAACAAUCAUGAUAAAUCUGGAAAUUUUGUUAAAAAAUUGCAAUGAAAAUAUAAAACGACAACUACAUAGAAAGUAUUAAGUUGUUGAUACGUGGAGAUUGAUUAAUGUAGAUUUGGAUAAUGGAGCCCAUAUCUUAGAAAAAGAAAAGUUGCGUGGUUCCCAAAUUGAAAGAAGUAAGUGAAAACUAUAGAAUCAAUAAUUGUUGAAAUCUUUUGAUUCUUUCGCAACAAGCAAACUUGUUUAUAGAAAGCUGGUGAAGAUCGUCUAAGUCAACUUCAUUGGCGUGCAAAGCAAGUAGUACUUGCCAAGUACCAACAAAGAAUCUUUAUAGUAUUAUUUUUGGUGAGGCAAAGAGUCUUGGCACAUUUGUUAUAUACAUACUCAUCACUCAUCAAAUUUCCUUCAUUUUGUUUUGCAAACCCCUUUUAAAACCUUUUUUGAUAUUUCAUUUAGUUCUAGUACUAUGGAGGUUCCCAAAUCCAGGAGAGAUCAGAAGUAUCAAAGAAUUCAAUGUCUAAAGAUCUAUGAUACCAUAAGAAUACGGGAAAGAGCCCAACAGCUCAUAGAUGAGAUUCAACAAGAGCUUGAUCCCGAAAACAUCAUCUCAAGACUAAGGAAGUCAUUGCAAUAUGCAUUAGGUUUCUACGAAAAUUGGAAAACGACAGACUGUGAUCAGUUGGCUUGUUUAAAGAUCGAACUUGACAAGCUAACCUUUGCUCAUGGCGCAUGUCCUGAUAAGAAGAAUGUACAUAACCUAAAUCAUCGGAUGCUACACGGGGUGCAUGAUAUGGAUGCUGAGAGAUAUCUUCUCAAGAUGUUUUAUUCAAAAAAACAUAAAGAAUCAGGGUCUCCAUUAAAGAAGCUUGAACAGCAAGAUAAACUAAGAGAAUUUAACCGGAGUUCUGUAUUGUCAAAAAAGGAGAUACAAAAACAGAUUCAGGUUUUGGAAAAAAGACGUGAAGAAGAUAUAAAAGUGAUUAUAGAUAGAAGAAAGAAACUAGAGUUAAUCAAGCGAGAGAUAACAAGAGCAAGACCUUGCAGUCUAAUGGUUUGGGGUUUUUGCUCACAUCCUAAAAUUAAUAAGUUCGAUCCAUUUCUUUGGGGGCUUUGUGGGUGUACUAGUCAAAAACCGUUAUCGAAGAAAAACAGAGAGACAACGAUUGCAGCUAUGAGGAUGAAAUCUUUAAGAGAGAAAUUAGAGAGCAUACGAGAACAAAGACAAAGAAUUUUUGUAACUUUGUUGUUUCAAAUGGAUGAUUUGGAAUACCUCAAAGCUGAGCAAGAUGGAUGA